AUGACCACUCUUCGGGUAGUGCUGCACGUUGCUGCUCACCGUGACUAUGAGCUGCACUCUCUCGACUUCAGCACUGCUUUCUUGCAGGGCAGCUUGCACGAGGAGAUCUGGCUGCGUCGCCCACCUGGCUUCUAUGGGUCUUUCCCUCCUGGUACCCAGUGGAGUCUCCGGCGUCCAGUUUACGGUCUCUGCCAGGCGCCACGUGAGUGGCACGACACACUGAGGACUACGCUUGCGGCACUUGGGUUUGCUCCUUCUACUGCCGACCCGUCGCUGUUUUUGCGCACCGACACCUCUCUGCCGCCGUUCUACAUCCUCGUGUACGUCGACGACUUGGUCUUUGCCACAGCUGACACUGCUGGACUCGCCUACUCACACAUGGUGCAGCAGGUCCUUCAGCGCUUCGGCUUCACGUACUCCUCACCUCAGGCCACUCCUCUGCCUACUCGCCACUCGCUCUCAGCUCUGCCUUCGAAUGAAUUCGUAGAGUCGAGUGGCCCGUAUGCAGAGCUUGUUGGCUGCCUCAUGUACCUGAUGACCUGCACACGACCUGACCUUGCAUACCCUCUCAGCAUUCUCGCACGCUAUGUUGCUCCUGGGAGACACCGACUAGAGCACAUGGCUGCAGCGAAGAGGGUGUUGCGCUACUUGUGCAGUACGUCGGGCAUGGGGCUAGUGCUUGGAGGGCGGAGUCCAGUGGUCCUCACUGGGCACGCGGACGCUUCUUGGGCUGACGACCAGGCUACGCAGCGGUCGUCACAGGGUUACACCUUUGGCCUUGGUUCCGGCUCUGUUUCAUGGCGGGCUACUCGCUCGUCUUCUGUUCUCGACUCCAGUUGUGAGGCUGAGAUCUACGCCGGGGCUAUGGCUGCUCAGGAGCUUCGCUGGCUCACCUACCUGCUGACCGACCUUGGAGAGCCGCCUCGUUCUCCUCCAGUCCUGUACGUAGACAACAAGGCCAUGCUGGCCUUGUGUCGAGAGCAGCGACUGGAGCACAGAACAAAGCACAUUGCUCUCCGCUACUUUCUUGCUCGUGAGCUACAGCAGCGUGGACAGUUGCGACUUGCGUACGUGGCCUCUGAGGCCAACACUGCUGAUGUCUUCACCAAGGCACUUGCGCCUUGUGAUCAUCAGCGUUGCUGCACGCAGCUAGGUCUUGUGCCUGUCUUGCCUCACUUGCUCACUUCUUGA
Messenger RNA from Closterium sp. NIES-65, 1191 nucleotides. The record is from the annotation of a GenBank genome assembly. Lineage: Eukaryota; Viridiplantae; Streptophyta; Zygnematophyceae; Desmidiales; Closteriaceae.